AUCGGACCAUCAGAGAAGAAGGUUCGCGGCCAUGGCGGAAGAGGCGAAGAGCGAAGGCCCAAGUUGGCGGAGAGCCCUUCCAAGGCGGCGGAGGAGAGCUCCGGCGAGGCCAAGGCGGCGGCGGGGGGUGUCUUCCCCUCCAUCUCCCUCAACAUCUGGCCCCCGCAGCGGACCCGGGAGGCGGUGAUCCAGCGCCUCGUCCAGACCCUCUCCACCGAAUCUGUCCUCUCUAAGCGCUACGGCGUCCUGUCCGCCUCCGACGCCUCCGACGCUGCUCGCCGCAUCGAGGAGGAGGGCUUCGCUACCGCCUCCGGCGGCGGCAGCGCCGCGUCCGUGGACGACGGGAUCGAAAUUCUCCAGAUCUACUCCAAGGAGAUCAGCAAGCGGAUGCUCGAGACCGUCAAGGGGAAGGCGUCGUCGGCCUCCGGGUCCGCCCCGGAGGUCUCUCCUCCUUCCUCCGAUGGCGGCGCCGCCGUGGAUAUUGCUCCCUCGACCGCGCCCGGUGAGGAAAGAUCCGACUCUUCGCCUGCUUGACUGCACUUCGAUUUAAAAUAAUGUGAUGGUAUCGCCCUUGUUCUGCUUACUGGAAUCUUGAUCUGGAUGAAAUGGAUUUGGUUAUCUGCUAGGUGUUCUUGCAGAGGGAUCGGUCUUUCCAUAUAUCUCUAGGUUUUAAAGAUUGAAUCAGAUAGUUUGUUGUCGUUGUUGGUGUAUGAUGAUCUGUGGGAUAUGGUACCUGGUAUAUUAUAUUUUCAGCACUCUGGAAUACUGGAGUAAUUGCUUUGUAUUAUACUUAACUCUCUGAUUCCAGUAGAAAUCUCAACAUUACUUUGGAGGA
This is a messenger RNA of Phoenix dactylifera (date palm), 835 nucleotides long. Its product is annotated as MFP1 attachment factor 1-like. Gene Ontology annotation, biological process: lateral root development; mitotic cell cycle. Lineage: Eukaryota; Viridiplantae; Streptophyta; Magnoliopsida; Arecales; Arecaceae. The record is from RefSeq and is a predicted model, not a curated record.